AGCACUGUCUAAAUCUUGUCCGAUCUUGUUCACGUAGAUGAACAGUAAACAUGCAUUAUCCCGGAUAAUUUCAGUUGCAUUUUAACUUCAAUUUCUCAUGAUGAUGUUAUGUAAAGAACUAAUUAGUUCAAUGCUGUUCUCGCUAAUAGCUGGAACCAAAGUAGACGUUGUUAAUGUUUUGUUGGAUGCCAGUAGCGUUGUUGGUCCAUUGCAACACUUCUGGGAAAGCACUGGAUUCUGCCCUCCAGAUCCUCACCAAGACUUCCAAAAAUUCAUCUUUACAAACGAUGAGAUGCAGAACUUGGCGUACAUUGGCUCUGUACCUAAAAAGGGAAUAAAACAAGUGCGAAUUCAUUGGCUGUUAGACCUGAUUUCUAUGGAAAGAACAGUUGAUCAGGACGUUGUCUACAACUUUACGUAUCUGGACAACGCAAUUAAGCUGCUUGUUGACAAUGGCUUACGGCCUGGAUUUGAACUGAUGGGAAAUCCAUCUAACUUCUUUUCAGAUUUCGAUGACGUUCAACAAAUAUAUGCUUGGAGAGGUCUUGUAGCAGCCCUAGGAAAACAUCUGAUAGGUGGUGUAACCAAACCUUUAUCCAGUUGAUCAAUCAAUCAAUCAAUCAAUCAAUCAAUCAAUCAAACUAGAAAUUGAUUUAACUACGCUAGCCACACAGUAGCCUGUGAAAACAUCCGUUUCUCCUCGCUCUUCGUCGCUGAGGACGUUUCGCGCGGAGGAAUGUCUGCGACUCAGUCACAGAAAUUCCAUACUGAUGAUGCAAAAUCAAUGUUUACAUAAUAAAUCCGGUAGUCAUGGGGUUCCAAAUAUAAGUAUGUCUAAUUUUGCGUGUCUUCUGGUCGAUUUUGGUAAAGUGUUGUGUUGAUCUGCCCACGAGCUGCAGCAAAACGCAAAUGCUUCUUCUAGAGAAGACUAUAUUCCACAAAUAUUGACUGUUUUGUUAGAGAUUCUUUGUGUUUACAUUUGACCUUUUUGGCCUUUUGUCUUUUGUCUGUCAUUUGUAAACAAUAGCUAAAACAACAUAACUGCUCCGUCGACCAAUCAGCGCUUCUGACUGGAUUCUGGACAGAUUUUACGUCAUCAGUAUGGAAUUUCUGUCGCUGAGUCGCAGACGUUCCUCCGCGCGAAACGUCCUCAGCGACGAAGAGCGAGGAGAAACAGAUGUUUUCGCAGGCUAGCCACACACAACAAAAGCUCAUUUCCAAGUGGGGCGUAGGCAAACACACAUUAUUGAUUUAUUGGUUUGCCCAAUAUUGUAUGUUACGACAUUUUGAUAGUAGUUAAGAAAUAAUUACAAUAUUGAACGGGAAGUCUCAAGGGGCAUAGCCAGCAUUUUUGCAUAGAGGGGUUCCUAAUGUGGUAUUUUUGUCUAGAUUGACAAUCAAUCUUCGGAGGGUUUCCCGGAAAAGUUUAUACUUUAGUCCUCAGAAAUCCCGUUUUGUGAUUCUGAGCACAAAUUUCCAAUGACAGCAGUGCCAAAUAAAGCUAGCUUUUUUCACUUCCAGUGAAGAGAUAGUGUGAUAGACUUUAUAAUGUUUAUGUUGUGGAUUGUUAAUUUUUUAUCUCAGGUAAUUUUUGUUUUUCUUUUGUUUUUGGGUAUAGAAAUGUAUACUAAUGCAGUUGAAACAAAAGAACAAUAAAAAUUCCCUGAGACAAAAAAUUAACUACAACAUAUAUGUUAAUAAUCGUUGAAUACAUUAAAACACACACUGUAGUCCUGUGAUUUGCCGUUUACUCAGUUAGGGUAUUAGCAAGAAAGAGACAUCAUGGAUGCUUAUGUGCAAAGGUGUCGAUUGUUGGCCUUAGGGCCAAUUUGCAUAAUGCAAUGUUCCUCAGAGCAAGUGCAGCGGACUCUCGCUUCAGUCAUGGUUGCCGACAAGUACUGUUUAAGUCUGCACAAUGUGCUAAGCCAUCUCAUUUUCUUUAACAGCUAAAAUCUCAUUCCUCUUGAAACUAUAGCCAGUGCCGCAGCCCAAGGGAGGGUUCCAGAACCCUGGAACCCUCCCUUGGCUAUGCCACUGGUCUCAGAUGACUUUCUGGGCUUAUCCGGGAGACUCCCUGUCAAUUUGCAUCAAUUUUAUUUGAUGACACAGAUGAUUUUGGCCAGGACUUAAGGUUUUACAUCAUCAAUACAAAAAUAAAUAGAAGCAAUAUGGUGUUCACUGUUGGAACAAGUAAACAGUGAUGAAUAAGAAAGUGGAGCCCGCUUAUCCAGUUUUUAAGAUAAAGAUGGGGGCCAGUUUUAAAAUUAACUUUUCUUGACCCUGAGGAUCUCAGUUUGGGCUAAAAGUAAGUGGGUGCCUGUUCCCCCCUCCUGCUUAGGCCCCUCCUCUUGAUCUGCCACUGUUAAAUUUUUAUGGCAGAUAUUAAAAUACUGUAAGAUCCCCAAGAGAGCUUAUGUUUUCUUCAAAUUUUGAAGGAAGUCAGGGAGUAUUUUAAACAAGGUGAGGGCCAGUGCCUUGUAAAUGGUUUGGUGUGUAUUGCAAAGGUUAUUGAAUGCUGACCUUAUCUUAGGGGAAAAAUUGAAAAUCAACACCCCUUUUAAGGCACAUAAACAGAAAAUGGUGAAACAUUAUUUCAUGCUAUUUGGUUCAAACAGGUUGUUUUUUGUCUCUUUUCUUUACCUGGACAUUCAUAAAGCUAGAAUUUGAGGGUAAACAUGGUUCCAAGAUUUGGUUAAUGUUAAGUAUAUCAGGUGUAGUUUAGUUUCAGGUGUUUACAGUGGAUCAGGUCCUGUACUUUCAGGUGCCAUAUCAAAGGACCACUAUCCUGAAAGAUACCCCAUUUAAGGACUGAGCAUCUUGAAAACUGGGUUUAUAGCGUAAAUAUAGGGUUGUCCCAGGACCAAUUAUCAUUGUGACAUCGUAUGGUAGUGUCAUGUUACAUAAUAAUAAACCUUUAUUAUUGUUAUUAUUAUUAUUAUUAUUAUCAUUAUUAUUAUUAUUACUCAAAGACAUAAGAUUAGCAAAAGCCAAGCAAUUAGCUUUUGACUUUCAGUUAGUCAGUCAGUCAGUCAGUCAGUCGGUCUGUCUCAGUUAUUCAGUAGGUAAAAUUCUAGGUGACCAAUAAAUAAUUAUAAAGACAACUUCUGGUUCUAAUAAAGACCAGUUAAUUAAAGGGCAGCUUACUUAAGUUUCCUUCUGCUUUAUAAGGCUUAGUGUAUUUUACUGUCAACUCCCUCCUAACAGACACCUCUUUGUGGUGGCAUUAUUUCCUAAAAUAGACUCUUAGAGUUGAUCCAUGCUGUUUUCCUUUCAUUUUCUCUUAUUCUCUCUGUUACUGGCCUGCAGCUCUCUAAGAUGAUAACCUUUAGCUGAUUCUGAGAGGUGGCUGUAUGAGGGAGAGUUGACUCUAUUUUUAUCUUUUCAUCUCUGUGCAAGCUGCAUGAUUGAAUUUGUAGGAAUCUUUUUUAAAUUGACCAUGCUGCUGUUGUGAUAGGGAAUGUGUUUGCGAUAUCAAUUGCCUAAAAGCAAAGAAUUAACAAUGCAUUAUUUUCUUAAUUUUCUGAAGAGGUCUUUGGUGUAAAAGAAGUAUCAGAGUGGAAUUUUGAAUCUUGGAAUGAACCAGAGAAUGAAAAGCAUUUUGAUGGCCUGCAUGUGUCGACUGAAGGAUUCCUUCGGUAUUAUGAUGCAUGUUCUGAGGGACUUAAAAUUGCCCAUCCUUCUUUGCGCCUUGGAGGACCCGCAGCAGGGCACCCAAGCACAGCUCCAAUAUUUUGGGUAUGUUUAAUCGUUACUUGUGUAUCACUUUUCACUAAUAAGUUAUUGUUUUUCCAUUUUUAGUGCAGGAAACUGUGGACCCUCCAAAUGUGGGUUAACCAAAUAUAACUUGGGUCUCAUGUGGUCCCAUGCCAGGCUGCCCUUUUCCCACAAUCCUUGAAGACAGUAGGUAUUGAUCGUCUCGGUUACAACUUGUGAGGUUGUUACAUAAGUUAGAGUGUCUUUUAUUCCCACCGACUGAGACAAGGCCAUGGGACAAGGCUGAUUUGGGUCUGUAAUUGUCUUUUUUAAUUUCAACUGAUGACUGUUUGAUCAUUUUUGGUUCCUAACAAUAAACUAGUGCAUCAAAUCCUUUUAACUGUACUUUACUAUUGCCUCUACAUGUUGGGUUACUUGAUUAUUGUGUUACUUUGUCAUAUAAUAAACUAAUUGCAUUUCAGUCUUAAAUUAAGAUUUAAUUAUUUACUCUAUCUGGUUUUAGAAUAAGCCAGUUUCUGGAUAAUAACUUCUUUCUUUUCAGACUGUCAUCACUGCAAAUAUAUACAUUUGCUGUGUAUAUUGUGUUACUUAGUCAUGUAUAAUAAAUUAUUGUAUUUCCUUGUUAUUUAAUUAUUUACUCUAUUUGGUUUCAAAAUAAACUAGUUUGUGAAAGGUUUGAACCCAGGAGUCAUUUCAAAAGUAGGUUGAGUUUGAUCAUCCGGGUGAACGUAGUCCUGAAUAGGACUGUUGUUGUUGUUGACAGUGACUGACGUUUCAACAACCUGUGCGGUAGUCAUCUUCAGAGUCAAAGUGAGUUGUUUCACGUCGGUUGAUGGUAUUAUACUCUGGUUAUUGAUCUGAUUGGUCAAUUACGUCGCGAUGUUAUUGUCGUCUGUCAGUUAAGCCGUGAUGUUAUUGGCUAUGAAGACUCGUAAUCAGUAAUUGGUAAUUUUCUGGUUAAAAACUUUUUUUUGUUUCACGCUGUCAUUACCACAAAAAAAUUAAAGCUAAAAGACAAUUUCAAUAUUUUUUUAGUGAAAACUGUGGCUUAAACAGAGCCAUACUUAAUAUCUGUUAUGUUAUAUUAUAUAGCUGCCUUCUGCAUUAGUGGGUAAGAUGAAACAAAGCAAGUCCUGUGUCCCAGUUGGCUACCCUGUACAGACAAGAUGGGUCUAUCUUGCUUGCUAUGGACUGCGUAGACUAUAUAGUAAAUUGUUCAGUCAUGAUCGUUGAUUAUUGGCCGCGAUCCUUUGUUUUGUGCAUUUUUAUGGGCCAAGAUAGAAAAACAAAAACAAAAACAAAACUUGGCCAAUAUUCAGCCAUCUUGAUCUCACUCUUGGUAAAUAAUGCCUAUAGAUGUUUUGAAAUGUUUUCUAAAAGACCUAAAAGUGUGAUUUUAUCUAUUUUUACUUUGUAGACUUUGCUGCAGCACUGUUACAAUGGAACUAACUUCUUUACUGGUGAGAGAGGGGUAAGGCUUGACUUUGUGUCAUUUCACAUCAAAGGCCAGGGACACUCUAUGACCAUUUUACAUGAUGAAUAUGUGACCCAAGAGGAAAUGGCACAAAGGUUUCCUAAGUACAAGAAUGUACCUGUGUACAAUGAUGAAGGAGAUCCACUUGUUGGAUGGAGCAAAACUGAAGACUGGAGAGCAGAUGCAACAUAUGCAGCUAUUGUUGUCAAAGUAAGGAAACUUGAUAUAAGCUCAGUAUAGACUACUGUAACAGAACAGCCUAAAAGAAAUCAUGAUCUUGUAGUUAGAUGCAACACCUUCGAAUUCACAAAUGAAUCAAGGCAAAACAACUUUUAAAGGUACCCUUUCUUGAAGAGAUGGGUUUUUAGUUGACUUUUAAAGGCACUGAUGUCGGCAGCCUUUCUUAAAGAAUCUGGUAGCUCAUUCCAAAGCCUUGGUCCAGGGAUGGGGAACGCCCUAUCUCCGUAAGUCACAGUUCUAGAUCUCGGAACACUUAAAAGAACGAUGGAGUGAACUAAGGUUUCAGCAGAACCUUGAUCUAAGAAUUUUGUAACGUUCCCUAUGUUUCGAAGAUGGUGUUGGGAGGUUUUACAUAUCAUACCUAUGAGUUUAUCCAUUGCCACAUCCUGGUCAAGUAUCACUCCCAAGUUUCUCACAAAGGGCUGGUGACUAAUAGUUUCAACUCUUACUUGAAUGGAAGUGACCAUUGGCCGUCAUCGAUGCUUGGAGCUUAAAACCAGCUCUGUUUUUUUUUUUAUUUUACGGAUCAAGGGCGAAAAGUAGUUGUUUUCAAACCUUAGCCUUGGGCCUGUGUUGCUCAAACCUUGUAGCCACGUCACUCUUGCUAUCACAGCUAGCUCAUACUUUAAAUCUCCCAUUGAUAAUGACAGCGAAGAAUUUAUUUCAUUUGGAUCCUUGGUAAAGUCAUCGCAGUACAUGCUUGUAGCUUAAGGUAUUUAUCAGAUGACAAUUUAUUUUUGCUAUUAGAUACUGGCACAGCAUCAAGAGAUGUUAUUAAAACAUAACUUCAGUAUCAGGUACAAUAUUUAACCAUUUAAGUCCCUACCUUGUGAGCAGAGGUUUCUUUCUUGUAUGGCUUUUAGCGUUUACGAAAUCCUUCGCGUGGCAAAAAACGACAGGGUCAUUAGCAGAAUAGCAAUCUGCUGACUUCCUUUAUUUGAUUCUCGCUAGAUCGUAAAUGAAUUCUGUCGAUGGUAAAAAAUAGCGUUUAGGACAUGCUUUAGGAGCUAUGUCCUAUAGGUGUAACAUCAUUUAGACACUGUAUCUCCUCAGUUCAAUGAGUCUAAAAUUUCAAAGAAAAACCUCCAAAUCGUUCUGCUAUGACUCUGAAGUUUUUUUAUUUUUCGAAGUCCAAAAAAUUCUCACUUCGUAAUAAUUCAAAUUUAAAGUAGUGACUGAACGUGUCUUGGAAUAACUGUUAUUCUUACUCUUUCCAGAUACAGCCUACUAAGUAACGAUAAUGGGUUUAUUGGUUAUCCUCCAUCUUACUUCCGUCAACGCACACUGUUAGCUCGAUUCCAAAUGAACCACUCUCAUCCCAGAAAGGUUGAAUUUUUGAAGAAACCUGUUCUUAGUGCAAUGGGACUGCUGGCUCUGUUAGGCGAUCAACAAAUCAAAAGCCUUGUUACAACUCACAACAGUGACAACGAUGUUGGAGUAAUGGCAUCUGUUCGGAAGCCUCAAAUGUACUCUGACAUUACUGAUUGGGAAUUGGUAGCCAUCCUGUACAACAGCAAUGACACAUCAGGGAGAACUGCUAUUUCACAAGUGAUCGUGUCUGUAGUGAAUUUACCAGUAAAAGAGGAUUUAGUUUUUGUCGUAUAUAAGCUGGAUAAUGCCCGUGGUAAUCCAUAUCAGCUGUGGAAAGAGAUGGGAUCACCUGCGUUUCCUAGUGAUGAUCAGUUUAAUGAGCUUCGUCGUCACCAGGUGAAAAAACCAUGAUAUUUAUUACUUAUGCCUUGCGCUUUUAUCCACUAAAAACAAAACGGGCUUCUUGUUGUUUCGGAAACUAUAUAUUGAGUAGUGUGCUGGUGUGAGUUUUGUUCAGUGUUUUCAGUCCCGCUUUUGGUUAUGUUAUUUGGUGAUUGUACCCGUCCGCAACACCAAGACACCCCAAGAAUAAUCUCUAAUUUUCCAAACUUUGGAAAUAUGAAAAUUAGCAUAAAAUGAUUAGCAUUUUCGGGUAUAUCCAGUUUAGUACCCAGGCGUUCGAUCCCUUACCGGUCACGCGAAAUUUGUCACAUGCCGUCAGCUUUUACAAGUCCCACGCCGCGAGAAGAGAACGCUGAACGCCUUACGCCUGAUGGCUAACUAGAAAAAGCGUCUUUUUUGAAAGUUUUAACUAGUCGAACCAAGUACUUGAUCGUUCGACAGCGUUUUAUUUAGUCGCAAGAUGUACCUUUUAAUUCUUUUAAUUGACAGAAUAGACAGACUGCAGCUAAGCUCGUCAAUUUUCCAUUACUCGUAGCUCGAUACUCAACUCGCAACUCUUAACGCGCCGCUCCCAACUCCCAUUUCCACAUUCUCGCUUUCUAGGCCCACCCGUUUUGAUAUUGUUUUGAAUUGUCACAACAUUGUUUAGAUAUUGAUUCGAACAGUUCCAACAUUGGUAACAUUGUUGCAACAGUUUUUACGCUAAGGAACGUCGGUACAUGCAGAUGGUCUCUUGCCUCGUCAACCCGGGUAUCCAGUGUCGAUGAAUAUCUCUCGUACUGUGUCCUGCGUAGUGUGCUUCCACUUCUUUCAAAUUUGCUAGUCAGUACUGCUGAUUUAUGGAUUUUCCGUAGACAAGUGCUGUACUCUUUGCUCCUUCUUGCCGUGCAUUAUAAUACGAUAAUGUACCUACACUGUUGUUUCUUUUUAAAUCAUUUUAGGAACCUGUCAGAACCAUUGGUCCCAGUAGUCUAUCAUCAAAUCCAUUCAAUAUAUCACUGAAUGUUCCAUUGCCAGGAAUAAGUUUGAUGCAUGUCUGUGCAAAGACUACAGCACCUCCUCCUAAGGUGAUUAAUAACAGUGUUUAUUUAGUGAAAAGUGCUCCUUAUUUGUCUGGGUAUGUUAUCUAUAACAGUAACCGGCUUAGGGAUCCACAAUCCGCUUUCCGGUUUCCCUCUUCGCUGCUACAAGCCAUUCAGUGGAAAUUUUUCUUUUACUUGCAAAAUAGGUUUUCUACAGAACACAGAUUAGAAACCUUUUAAACGUCUUUCUAAAACGGACGGAUGUUUGAAAACGGGUUAGUUAACCUUUUAAUUCUUUUAAAGUUGUUUAACGGAUGCUGGUUUUUCAAAAACAUCUUGGACAACUGUUCAAAUGGUUAAAUUAGAAGGCUUUUUAAAAGAAGAUUGAAACGGAUACUCUGAGUUUUCCAUUUGAAACGAUAAAGCCUUUGUGUACGCAUUUUUUCAGUUAUAGUUCCUCUAAACCUCCUUUCUCUCCUAGCAGAGAUCUUUUGCAAAGGUCUUCAUCAGGGGCAUUUUGGUAAGGUCAUCGGUCAGAAGUUGUCUCGCCCCGCGCUUGUUCUUGUGGUCGACGUAUCGUCAAGUCUAUUUGAUUUUCUCAAAAUGCUUUUAAUCAACGUCCAAAAUGGUCGCAUUUCAUGGCAACAUAGCACGGAUUCAAGUGUGUGUUUCUUAAAAACUGGUCUCCUCCGUAUUUUUUCUAAAUCCUUUAAUAGUAGACCAUAGUACACGUAGCAGGUCAUUAAUCCCAGCGUUUGCGUACAUGAUUUGCUUUGUGUGCACAGGUUGUAGGUAUUAGACUGAUCACUGUGUCUUCUUAUGAGGUGUUAGUGACGUGGACAGAUGUGCCGUCAAGGUAACAAUUGUCAGUUUUAUUCUUCACUGUAACUAUAACUUCAACCGUAAUAGUGAAACCACAAUGCCCAAAACUUGGUGGAAACCGCCAAAAACCGCAGAUUCGGCUUUUUCAAAACAUUUUAUGGAUGUUCUUGUUAAAGUUUAACUAUACGGACUUUGGAGGACAGACAGGGAGCAGUAUGCAGGAUCAAAUGCUGCGACUGCCAGGUCACUAACAUUGGUGAAACCGGCAGAAACCUUGGCACGCGACUGACUGAACAUAAACGAGUGACAAGAAAUGGUGAUGUCAACAAUCACGUUGCUGAACUCCAUUUACAGGCGAAACAUCAAAUCGACUUGGACUCUGCAACAUGUAUUAUUUAUUCUACAGUCUACUCUCAACGACUUGCUUUAGAGCCCUGGUUUACUAACUUAGAGCAAAUGCCCCUGAAUCGUAGUCAACAUUUACCGGCGCCGACAAAACGACUUUUUGACGGACUCAAGCAAAACUUACUACGAGAGAAUGACUGGACAGCCGACAAUUUGACAAUAGACGGAUCGGAACGCACCAAUGACGUCACAGCUCAACUAACAGACGAUCAACAACAUCGCCGCUUAAUUAACCAAUCAGAUCAAUAACCAAGGUUUAAUACUAUCAACUGACAUAAUACAACUCACUGACUGACCGCACAGGUUGUCGAAACGUCAGUCGCUGUCAACGACAUUCCCAUUCAAGACUACGUUUACCCGGACGAUCAUGCUCAGCCUACUUAUGAAAGUUUUAAUUUCUCCAAAAAAUGUACCUUAUUAAUAAUCAACGCAACAAAUAACUAUCAAAAACCGAAAAACCACCUUCCUUUUUUCGGAAAUUUAAAACUGACCAAUGGCAAAAGGAAAACAGCGUCAAUCGCUGCAGCAAAGAUGGCUUUAUUAAACAGCCAACACCAUAUCAUCUUAACGAUUUCAACAGAGUUGUUGUGACGUGAUAUAUUCUCUAAGACUUCCAAACUAACCUGUGUUUGAGAACACCAAUUGUUCAUGAUUCUAGUUGCUGUCCACCAUAAACCCAACACUUCAGCAUUGGUUCCCUUGUCCCAAGCACAUGUUGUACUUGCAUGGCCUGUGCAACAGUAGGCGGGCAUACUUGAACGUUUGUUAUUGUGGUUCGCUUUGUAGAUGCAUUCGCUCCUUUGAAGUUUUAUACUCAGUCAAGAGUUCACAUGGACCCUUCAAUCGAGUAAAUGAAAUCGACAUAAUUUUUACCAGCUUUCAUCAUGUGUUAUCUCAAGGUGAGUUCAUGAGGUGUUAG
Molecule: messenger RNA, 10309 nt
Organism: Porites evermanni
Lineage: Eukaryota; Metazoa; Cnidaria; Anthozoa; Scleractinia; Poritidae
Source: the annotation of a GenBank genome assembly